CAAUGGACAUCCUUCCAGCCAAGGCCAGGUGAAGUGGGGGUGGGGGGAGGGGCAACUCAGAGGCUUGCCUUAGAUCUUGCCUCUCCAUCCAGCUGGAAUCUUCUGGUUGCCCCUUGGCUCUGCCCUCUCUGUAAGACCCCACCCCUUGGUUGGCCGCCCUCGUUUAUUUAUUCAUUACCCUGGCUUCAAGUGAUUCCCGUGUGACUCCAGCAAAAGAGAAAGGAGGGCUAAGGUUUCCUGCUCUUUGAUCCGGCUGAAAUCUCUUCUCCAGCCCCUGGAUUCUGCCGAUGAGUUUUAGUUGCAGGGUCUGAGGAACAGCCCUUGACCGAUUUGGUGAGUCUUCCAUCUGCCGUGGGAGGUCCUAGAGCCUCGGGUCAGAAUGGACCAGCUCCCGGGAGUCACUGAUGAGGGCCCUUCGGGAGACAACAAGAGCAGUGGGGAGGCACCCCCACGGAAGGGACUUUGGAAGAUCAUCCCAGAAGGCUUUGUGGCAGAAGUCCGGAAUCUCUUCAGACUUUCAGGACCCCUGUUCCUGUUCCAACUGCUGACUUUCAUGAUCUUUGUGGUGAGCAGUGUGUUCUGUGGGCACCUGGGGAGGUUGGAGCUGGCUUCGGUAACACUGGCCAUCGCGUUUGUCAACAUUUGUGGAGUUUCGGUCGGUCAUGGCAUGGCCUCAGCUUGUGACACCCUGAUGUCUCAGACUUAUGGAAGUGCCAACAAGAAACAUGUGGGGGUCAUCCUGCAAAGGGGAAUCUUGAUUCUGCUACUGUGCUGCUUUCCCUGCUGGGCUCUCUUCAUUAACACGGAGCAGAUUCUUCUCCUCCUCAGACAAAACCCUGAUGUGUGCAGUAUAACCCAAGAAUAUGUGAUGAUCUUCAUUCCUGCUCUUCCUGCAGUUUUCCUUUAUACCUUAGAAGUGAAAUAUCUGCAAAAUCAGAGCAUUAUCUGGCCUCAGGUUCUCAGCACUAUCCUGGCAAAUGGUGUCAAUGGGUUGGCCAACUACGUCUUUGUCUACGUUUUGAAUCUGGGAGUGCCGGGCUCUGCUUUGGCCAACACCAUUUCCCAGUACAUCCAGGCCAUCAUCCUUUUCCUGUAUAUCGUGGUGAAAAAACUCUACCUAGAAACAUGGGGAGGUUGGUCCCUCCAGUGCCUACAGGGGUGGGAAGCCUUCUUGUCUCUGGCCAUUCCGGGCAUGCUCAUGAUAUGUAUCGAGUGGUGGGCCUAUGAGAUCGGGAGCCUCCUCAUAGGUCUGCUUGGUGUGGUGGAACUGUCUGCCCAGUCCAUAAUUUAUGAGGUGUCAGCUGUUGCAUACAUGAUUCCUCUUGGAUUGGGCUCAGCCAUCUGUGUCAGAGUGGGGAAUGCAUUAGGUGCUGGGGACAUCCAUGCAGCUAAGAGAUCUGCUGUUACCGGAGUGCUGUGCACGGUUGGCAUCUUUUUAGUCAUUGGCUCCCUGUUAGCCAUCUUAAAGGAUAUCCUGGGAAGAAUUUUUACCGAUGAUGAAGAAGUCAAUGCCCUGGUGAGCUGGGUCAUGCCUGUCUAUAUUGUCUAUAACCUGUUUGAGUCACUCUGUUGUGUUUGCGGUGCAGUGUUGAGAGGAACCGGCAGGCUGGUCUUUGGGGCUACUGUGAAUGCCAUAGCCUAUUAUGGUAUUGGUCUCCCAAUUGGGGCCGUGUUGGUAUUUGUGAUUAAAAUUGGAGUCAUGGGCCUCUGGCUGGGGAUGCUGGUCUGUGUUAUCUUGGCAACCAUUACCUUCAUCAUCUACACUGCCAGGAUUAACUGGAAGCUGGCUUCAGAGGAGGCUCAGAAACGUGCCGGCCUUCACCAAGAGUCCCAGAGCACAAGCCCCGGGCAGGGGCCAAAGAAGGUGGCCCUUUCCUCAGUGGCUACAGGUAGCAACCCUGGAAUUAUUUUGACGAGGUACUCAAAAACCGAGAGUCAGGCAGACCUCUUACCACCUCUGGAAGCAACAUCCACCUUUUCUGCUGCCUGCAACGUGCCAUCACUAAAGCAGUUGGCCGUCCGCCGGGGGAUUUCUCUUCUGGUCUCUGUCACAGUGCUGAUUCUAGGGGUCGUGGUCAGGCUCACGACUACCAAGCACUAGCAAGAUCUGCCCUUCUGGAAACUGAGGCAUCCUAGAAGAGUGGCCUUGGGACAGUACAACAGGGGUCCAUUCUAUAGGAAUACGGGUGAUAUCCUGAGGUACCGAAAACCUCUUUUUUAUAAACACUGGUGUCCAUUAGUGCUUCAUGGGAACCCAAAACACUUUACUUCUGGCUUGCAGGAGUUUGGGCCUCCAAGUAGGUCUGCCAUGGUCAGAGGGAAUGUCAAAGUGAAACUGCCUCCCUCCCUCAAACCUGGACUGCCAUUUGAAAUACUUAACAAACUUGAACUGAAAUCUUGAGGACUCUUAAAGCUAUUUCCAAGUAUGAAUGGGUUCAAAUUAUAAACAUUUGUUCCAGAACACACUAGUCACCAAGUUAAAGAAACCGUUUCUAUAGGAGAUGCUCUGCUGCCUGGGUUAUCUGUAAAGUCUCUUUGCGGCUGUUUACAUGCUCCUGGGCCACACGUUCUAGGCCAACAAGGCCCUGCCACACCACCAUGGGUGCUCAGGAUGCUUUAUUCCAUACCACCAUCCUCUUGGGGGGGACAGGGUGGGUCUUGGGAAUGUUCUCUUCGGAAAUCACAUUCAGAAGUAUUCUAAUCAUACAGUUCAUCAGAAAUUCUCCGAAGCCUUUGCCACCAACUUUUUCUCCUCAUAGCAAUGAUGAUGCACCCAAGAGCAGCAAGGACUUUUCAGUCAUCUGCAGACUACUUUCAACUACAAGAAUCCUAUUUCAGGGUUGGCCUAAAUCCACUUUGCUCGUUUAAGGUCCUAGCUUUAUUCCAGUGUCCUGGAACACAAAGGACACAAUGAAAGACUGAUAUUAUCUUUUAGGGGCAUCUUAAGAAGAAUCUAGGGUAGCUUAGAGAACGUAAGGUCCCCCUUCCCCCUCAAAGUGAGCUCCUGAAGCCAGAGAAGCAAUGUGAUGUGUUCAAGGUUAAGCAGAAAGCUGCCCAGUUUCAGGUCAGCACUGCUGCAGGAUUUCCUCCCAGGCUUUAGCUAGAAGCACAUCCCAACAAGCAGGACAAAUGCAAAUACAGAGUGCAAGAGUGCCUCAAAGGUCUUGGGAUAGCUUUAAGCUUUAACAGCUGACUUUUGGGACACACUGCACUUCUAUGAAAAUUUUUUUAUACCACAAAUUAAACAAUGUCCCCCAUGUCCACAGACUUACAGAAAGAGUUUUAAAAGAUACUGAGUCUCCUUGCCCUAUGACAGAAAUACUACUGUCAUGUCCUACCGUAAAAUGACCAGUUACUUUGCUGGAAAUAGAAAUACUUGGGUUAGGUGUGUCUCAUAAAUAAGCCUACAGCUAGGAGACAUUUACCACCAAAGUUUCCUCAUAUUCUCAGUGUCUCCAAGGUUCUCAGCUAAGGGGAAAAAAACAAACAUCUUGAGUACUAUUUAAAAUUCAUCUUAAUUUUAUUAAUUAUAAUAAAGAUUUUUAACUAGUAACCAGGCAGCUGUUAAGUUUCACCAAAAAGGCAAACGCAAUAGAUAAUUUUGAUAUGCUAAGUCAAAACAGUUUUAAAGCCCAUGUCUAACAUUGUUAAGGUAAUUGACUAAAAGUCAUCAUUCAGUUAACCAGUUCUAUUCCCUAAAGCAAGCUAAUGAUUACCGGUAGUACAUGAAACUUUACCAGCAGAUUAUACCUAUGCCUGAAUAGAUUCAAUCCAGCAAAGUGGUCAAUGAAGUAAGCCUCUAAGGGAAAUUUCAUUUCUCCCUUAAGAUCACCAUGGAUUUAAGAUUUUAAAUUUGAAGAUGUAUUCAGAUGAAGAAAACCUCCUCAGUAUUAAGCAUGCAAGGGUGGCUAGUGCCGUGGGAUCCUGAGUUACCAGAUCACCCCUGCGUAGCCUGGCAGGCUGGCAGCCUUAGCACCAUUGCAUGCCCACACAAGCCGGUACAAUGGCAGAUGCAGAGUCAGUCCUCGUUGCUACUCUUGCUGACCCCUGGGGAUUCAGAUUUCACCCUCCUGGCUUCUGGAAUUCUCUCUCCUCACUGACCUGGCUGGUUACUGAUGGUGUCUAAUGGGGGGGACACUAUAACAU
Molecule: messenger RNA, 4146 nt
Organism: Vombatus ursinus (common wombat)
Lineage: Eukaryota; Metazoa; Chordata; Mammalia; Diprotodontia; Vombatidae
Gene: SLC47A2
Product: solute carrier family 47 member 2
Exons: 17
Coding region: 380-2101 (573 amino acids)
Biological process (GO): xenobiotic detoxification by transmembrane export across the plasma membrane
Cellular component (GO): membrane
Molecular function (GO): antiporter activity; xenobiotic transmembrane transporter activity
Source: RefSeq, a predicted model, not a curated record